AUGCAGUUUCAUCUUACACAUGGAUCAGCCAUUCAGCUGACCAAGAAUCGGACAAUAGCAACUAGAUCUGUAGACACCUUUUGCAAUGGGAUUGUAUUUUCCGACCAGCCCAUCAAGCUUGGUCAAAAGAUUUGCGUGGAACUGGCCUCCGUGGCCAUUUGGAGUUCAGCAGUGAGGAUUGGUGUCACUGCAGUGGAUCCAGCAGGAGUUGAUUCCGACCAACUGCCCAAAUUCUCAUAUCCUGCCUUGACACAGACAGAAGGUUACUGGGUAAGGGUGGUAAAUGAGAAUUUGAUAACAGAAAGGUGUCGUCUGACAUUGUGUCUGACAUUUCAUGGCCAACUGCAGCUUUUGAUUAAUGGGAUACACAAGGGAGCUCUGCUGCUAGGUCUGGCCACACAUCAAAACUUGUGGCUGUUGUUGGAUUUAUACGGCAGCACUAACAGUGCCAAGUUUGUUCAGCCAG
Candidula unifasciata is the source of this 466-nucleotide messenger RNA. The record is from the annotation of a GenBank genome assembly. NCBI's taxonomy places the organism in Eukaryota, Metazoa, Mollusca, Gastropoda, Stylommatophora, Geomitridae.